Messenger RNA from Magnolia sinica, 681 nucleotides. RefSeq names its product serine/threonine-protein kinase BLUS1-like. Lineage: Eukaryota; Viridiplantae; Streptophyta; Magnoliopsida; Magnoliales; Magnoliaceae. The transcript has a single exon. Gene Ontology annotation, biological process: protein phosphorylation. The record is from RefSeq and is a predicted model, not a curated record. Gene Ontology annotation, molecular function: protein kinase activity; ATP binding; protein serine/threonine kinase activator activity. Bases 1 to 681 code for a protein of 226 amino acids.
AUGGCCUAUUCUCUCAACUGCAACGGUUAUCUUAUCUUCCAACAGAUCAACACUGGCGUCAGCACCAUCGUCUACAAGGCCACCUGCUUGAAUCUCAAAUCGGUGGUCGUGAUCAAGGCCUUCAAUGGAAAGAUCACAGACAAGAAGGAAGAUAUCGAUUUAUGUUCCUGGACGAUUGAUUACCUCUCUUAUACCAAUUUCUUAAAACCCAACUGCUUCUUUAGAGUCGAUAACAAAAUUUGGGUGGUUAUGCCAUUCAUGUCCUAUCACUCACUUCGCUCCAUCUCCUCUUCUUUUCCUAAGGGCAUUUCUGAGACAUACAUCUCUAUUAUCUUAAAAGAAACCCUACGUGCGCUUUCCUACCUCCAUAGCGAGGGCGUUGUCCACCGUGAUAUCAAGGCAGAUAAUAUCUUCUUUGAUUCCAAUGGCUCUGUCAAGCUUGCCUAUUUUGGCGAAUCUGCAGCCCAUUAUCAAGAGAUAUCAUCCUACUCCGUAUCGUUUCUCUCGUCAUUCAACGACCUCAAUGGGAUGCCGUACUGGAUGACACCAGAAGUUAUAUACUCAACGGUUGAAGACAGGUUCAUGUCUAACGACGUCAUGUCAGACAUAUGGAUUUUCAGCAUCACUGCAUUGGAGCUGGCACAUGGCUGCCCGCUGCUCUCCCAUCGCCCGUCCUCUUAA